AUGGCACUGCCGAGUCCACCACUGAUGUUGCCGGAUGAUGCCGUCGGCGAGAUCCUCCGUCGCCUCCCGCCGGAUGAGCCUGCAUGCCUCGUCCGUGCCUCCCUUGUUUGCAAAUCCUGGCGCCUCCUCAUCUCUGAACCUGACUUCCUCCUUCGCUACCAUGAGCUCCAUCCUACACCUCUGGUGCUCGGCUUCCUCUACAACAACCGCUUUAUUCCUACCACCACAACCAAUCCCCCGCUCUUCCCGCUGGAGUUUGACUAUUUCGACUGGUUAGUGGUUGAAUUGGUUGGUGCAUGCAACUCAAUAUUUGGGAGCACCAAAGAUGAGGAUGUUGUGGAGGAUGCUAGUGUCACAUGGGUGAGCGUCUAA
Molecule: messenger RNA, 372 nt
Organism: Setaria italica (foxtail millet)
Lineage: Eukaryota; Viridiplantae; Streptophyta; Magnoliopsida; Poales; Poaceae
Exons: 2
Coding region: 1-372 (123 amino acids)
Molecular function (GO): protein binding
Source: RefSeq, a predicted model, not a curated record